Molecule: messenger RNA, 1467 nt
Organism: Quercus robur (English oak)
Lineage: Eukaryota; Viridiplantae; Streptophyta; Magnoliopsida; Fagales; Fagaceae
Exons: 3
Coding region: 1-1467 (488 amino acids)
Source: RefSeq, a predicted model, not a curated record
AUGGAGUCUCAAAACGCAGAACGUCGGUGGACAGGUGAAAACCAAAAUGAAGAAGAAUCAAACUCUCAAGCCAAUAGGCAAGACAGAACCUCAGGAGAAGAUUCCAGUAAGGUGAAGAAUGAGCUCCACAACAUGAGAAAGGAGGUGGACAAACUAAAAAAUGCCAUGAAGGACAAAGGCGGAGAGAAUUUGGAUGGGAUGAUUCGACGGACGGACUUGCCAUUCACCAAUGAAGUGCUAAAUCGUCCCCUCCUACCAAAAUUCUGUCUCCCACAAUUGGAGUCAUAUGACAGUUCCAAGUAUCCCUUAGACCACAUCAAAUCAUUCAAGAAGCUAAUGUUGUUGCAGAUGACCCCAGACGAAGUGAUGUGUAGGGCAUUCCCAACAACACUGAAAGGAGCAGCCAAAGUAUGGUUUAGCAAAAUACCCCCAAGAACUAUUGCAGACUUCGAACAACUCAGCAAGGGUUUUGAACUGCUGCAAGUAGAUGAAGCUGAAGAUCAAGUCAUCUUAACCACCUUCCAAGUAGGGUUGCUGCCAGUAGAUUUCUUCUUCUCAAUCACUAAAAGUCCACCAAAAACAGUUGUGAAGUUGCUCCGCAAGGCUCAGAAGUAUAUGAAUGCAAAAUAUGCGGUGCUCACAAAGGAAAUGAAGGGAAAGAGGAAGAGAGACAAAGGAACAAGCAGUAAUUGCGAUAAGAAGAAGGAGACACGAAGUGUUGGGCAUGCCACAAGGAAAAAGAAGGAGCUUCUAGACAGGAAACCCGAGUUCACCAACUUCACUCCUCUAAUAAUGCUAAUUGAGCAGGUACCAACAAAGGGACGACCAGGACAAAACUCUGGAGAUAGGGGAUACCAAACCCCCUGCAGGAGAAAUAAAGACGAUCUCGGGAGGACUAGUAGCAGGUGGAACGUUGAAGCCUUGAAGAAGGCACUGGGAAGGGAAAUAAACAGCGUCCAUUCACGUCUCCUUCCAAUGAAGAUGCCAAAGAAUGACGAGCCUGAUAUUGUCUUCUCAGAGAGAGACGAUCGUAGCAUCAGGCAACCCUAUGAUGAUCCACUAGUAAUCAUGCUCAGAGUGGAAGAAUUUAACAUCCAUCAAGUGCUCAUUGACAACGGAAGCUCAGCAGAUAUCAUCUACUUGCCCGCAUUUCAGCAGAUAAAGCUGGAUAAGAAAAGGAUUAGGCCUUUUACCUCGCCUCUAGUAAGCUUUACAGGGGAUAGAAUCGUCCCUAGAGGCAUCGUCACUCUAAUUGUGAUCGCAAGAACUUACUUAGCACAGGUCAACAAGGAAAUUGAUUUCCUCAUAUUUGAUUGCCCUUCAACAUACAACAUCAUCUUCGGAAGACCUGCACUCAACAGACUAAGAGCAGUGAUGUUAACAUAUCACUUGAAAGUGAAGUUUCCAAUAGCCCAUGGAGUAGGAGAAAUUAGAGGAGACCAAGUUCUGGCAAGAGAGUGCUAUUAA